CAUGUAAUAACACACCACUUUCCUUCUUCAACCUGUUUUUUUCUCUCUUGAACUCCACGAACUGACUAUGAUGAAGUUGACAUUUCAUCUCAUGUGAAUAGGAUAAUAUCGAACAAUUAUCCAAUUACAUAUUCAAAAACAACUACAAAGACGCAGAAAUUCACUCUUCGUCGCCCACAAUGGCAGGAGACGAUGGCCCUGAGGAGUUUCCUCAACCUUUCGACGCAAAGCGACUCGAACCCGCUAAGAAACGGAAGCAUUCGCAAUCUCCAACCCGAAACAAGAGUAAGCAUCGCGACGAUUCCGCGGACAUGCCCUCAAUCGACGAACUCCCUCAACCAUUCGACGCCAAGAAGCUCGAACCGGCCAAGAAGCGCCAGCGCUCGAGAUCACCGACAGGCGAGGCUCCUCGAAAGCUAAAACGGCCUGGUCGCGGCGCCCGAUUCUCCCAAGCAGAGUCUUCAUCUAUCCGCCACCGCCACGAGCAACGCGAGCGCGAAGCCGCCGAGGCCGCUGUCACGCAGGCUGUGCUAGACCAGAGAGGCAUCAACGACGUCGUGCGACAGCAUUACAAUGCCGUGCCGGAGAGAGGUCGAGACUGGCGGAAGACGGACAGCAGAAUCAAGGGGCUGAGAUCGUUCAACAACUGGGUCAAGAGCACGCUGAUACAGAAAUUCUCGCCGGACGAGGACUACACGCCCGGCGCCCAUGAAAGAGGACACGAUUUGGCUGGUGCUAGGGACCACCAGCUACUUGUCCUCGAUAUUGGAUGUGGUAAGGGUGGUGAUUUGGGCAAAUGGCAACAGGCCCCUCAGAGGGUUGCGUUGUACGUUGGAUUGGACCCUGCAGAUGUCUCGAUCGAUCAGGCGCGAGAACGGUAUCGUAACAUGAGCCAUCGUGGUGGAGGCGGUCGAGGUGGUAGGGGCGGUCAUAGAGGUGGCCGCCACCAACAUCUUUACGAUGCGCGCUUCUUUGCGAAAGAUUGCUACGGCGAAUCUAUCGGCGACAUCGACAUCAUCCGGCAAGUCGGAUUUGAUCAUUCACCCAUGGGAAGAAGUGGGUUCGAUAUCGUCAGCAUGAUGUUCUGUAUGCACUACGCUUUUGAAAGCGAAGAAAAGGCCCGGAUGAUGCUCCAAAAUGUCUCCGGAGCCUUGAAGAAGGGCGGCCGUUUCAUCGGCUGCAUACCCAACUCGGACGUGAUCGGCGAACGAGUUGUCAAGUUUAACGACUGGCUUGCGAAAAAGCAGAAGGCAGAGGCAGCCAAAGAGAAGGAAGCACCUCCCCCCAAGGACGAGGACAAGGAAGAUGGAGAGGAAAAGGAAGAGGGGGAAGAGGGAGAGGCAGAGGAGACGGCGGAAUGGGGCAACGAUCUCUACCGAGUUAGAUUCCCCGGUAAAACGCCCGCGGAUGGAAUAUUCCGACCGCCGUUCGGCUGGAAAUACAGCUUCUUCCUCGACGAGGCGGUAGAGGAAGUACCCGAGUACGUUGUGCCGUGGCCGGCAUUCCGUGCUAUAGCGGAGGACUACAACCUCGAGCUACAGUACCAUCAAAAAUUUGACGAAAUCUGGGAAGCCGAAAAGGACGACCACAUACUAGGACCCCUGAGCGAACGUAUGGGCGUCCGUGAGAGAGGCAGGGGGCCGCUUCUAGUCUCCCCGGAAGAAAUGGAGGUUGCAAGCUUCUACCUAGCGUUCUGCUUCUAUAAAGUAUAGUGGCAUCUUUACGAGCGAUAGGGCUUGGCUUAUGUGGUUGGUUGCAAGGCAACACGACUACUGGAUGGAGGCGUUGUUGACAUUGUUUAUUCAAGAACCUAAUGCGUUUCUUGAUAAUCCUAAAAGGGUCCUUGAAGUCAACAUCAGCCUUGAAAUCCGGCUUAUCCUAAUGUGGAUAGGAUACCAUAUCAAAUACAAUACGCUACAAGGGCACCUGUUUACCGUUAGACCGAUGCUAUGAUGGACUGACGACAACGUUGUAAUCAUCCAUGACAAACAUAACGUAACUACAUAGUAAAUGGUGAUAUGUUAAUAA
This is a messenger RNA of Annulohypoxylon truncatum, 2028 nucleotides long. RefSeq names its product guanine-N(7)-methyltransferase. Gene Ontology annotation, molecular function: mRNA 5'-cap (guanine-N7-)-methyltransferase activity. Bases 180 to 1712 code for a protein of 510 amino acids. The record is from RefSeq and is a predicted model, not a curated record. Lineage: Eukaryota; Fungi; Ascomycota; Sordariomycetes; Xylariales; Hypoxylaceae. The transcript has a single exon. Gene Ontology annotation, biological process: 7-methylguanosine mRNA capping. Gene Ontology annotation, cellular component: nucleus.